Molecule: messenger RNA, 917 nt
Organism: Argentina anserina (silverweed cinquefoil)
Lineage: Eukaryota; Viridiplantae; Streptophyta; Magnoliopsida; Rosales; Rosaceae
Exons: 2
Coding region: 28-513 (161 amino acids)
Source: RefSeq, a predicted model, not a curated record
CCUCGAAACAACAGCAACAAAACCAAAAUGGCCCGAUUCUUCACUCGGACUCUCCAGCUCCGCCCCUCCCUCCGCCGCGCCCACUCGACCCGAUCCGGCCAGCUCUUCGAGCUCGAGAUAAACUCCUCCACCUCCUCUACCUCCUCCUCCUCCUCCUCUUCAGAAGGCGGGUCCGAGGACCUUAUGCUCAAGAAGCUCGACGACAUCGUUCAGCGGAUCCUCGUCCAGAAAGCCACCCCCGAUUGGCUCCCCUUCGUCCCCGGCUCCUCCUUCUGGGUCCCACCCCGACGCUCGCCGAUCGCCGUUAGCGACUUCGUCGGCAGAUUGGCCGACCGGCUUUCCGAUGAGGAGUCCCUCUCCGUCGCCACCGACCGGGGUUGGCCAUGCUCUGGCUUUUUCAUCAACGGUAGUGAAUCUUUGGGAACAACGAUGGUUGGUGGGGAGGCGGAAGGAGAAUUAGGAGAAGUGGAGGUGAAUGUGGAGGUGUUGACGAACGACGUUGAGGAUGAAUAAGGUUUGUUCGUUGCUGUUGCUGGCACUGUCACUUGGGUGAGUUCCCUUGUGUCUGGCAAGCACCACCGAAGAUGUUCGUUGUCACCCGUUUUAUGGCUGAAGUUGGUUUAUGGCUUUCAGGAGAUGGAUUGAACUUAUUUAGUAAGGUUUAAGACUUUAAGGGGCGAACUUGGUGGCGGUAAUAUCAGCUUCCCUGCUUUUAUUGAUGUAUUCUAGUUAUUAUCUUCUGCGCUUAAGUCAUUGUGUGCUCUUGCCGUAUAGUUGGAUAAUAAAAAUUCUCAACAACAAAACUGAAUGUAGUCAAUGAACUUUUAAUGAUAAUUAUGUUGUAUGCAUCCACAAAGCUGUGCUUGAUUACACUGAGAAUAUCAUGUUGUGUAUGUAUUUGAUUAAACAGUCUCAUG